This is a messenger RNA of Clonostachys byssicola, 2646 nucleotides long. The record is from the annotation of a GenBank genome assembly. Lineage: Eukaryota; Fungi; Ascomycota; Sordariomycetes; Hypocreales; Bionectriaceae.
AUGCCGCCCCGUUCAGGUUGUCUCUAUAUGGCAGGCAGCGAUCUGGCCUAUCUCCCCCGACUUAAGACCGAUCUUCAUAUUCAUCUCAUCGACACCGUUUCUCGAUCAACUCUCACUCAAACCUUUGCUAAUCCAAAGGAUGAGCCAAUGGACAGUAUUGAAUACGUCUUCCCGCUGUUCGGCGGAGUUUCUAUCAUUGCCUUUACCUGCCUUCUCGCCAACCGCACUAUCAACGGUAUUAUCAAGGAGCGCGAGCAGGCCAAGUCCGACUACUUGGAGGCUAAGAGUAAAGGAAAGACUGCUGCUCUUAUCCAGCAAUCUCUCAAUACAUCAGAUGUCUGGAGAGCUAGUAUCGGCAAUAUUCCGGCUGGAGAGACCAUCAUUGUCGAGAUCGUUUAUCUCAGCGAGCUGAAGCAUGAUGCGGAAAUCAAUGGAGUGCGACUUACCAUUCCGAAAUAUAUCGCACCACGCUAUGGAAACCAAGGAGCUUCUGAAGGCACAGGGUCUGCUGUCAAAGAAGAGGGCCUUUCUAUUACUCUAGAUGCGGAGAUGCCUCCGGGAUCUGCAAUAACCACUGUCCAGUCACCUAACUAUCCGAUUUCUGUUAAUAUUGGCACGCUCUCCACUGAUAAGGGGUCGCAGCCUUCUCCGAGUCGAGCUUCUGCUGUACUGUCGACUCCAUCGACAGGAUUCAUAGAGAAAGACUGUGUCUUCGAGGUAGUAGCAACCAAUAUCGGCGAGCCUGCCGCUUUUAUGGAAACACAUGCCUCUAUACCUAACCAACGCGCCUUGAUGGUUACGCUCGUGCCGAAGUUCGACGUGCCCGCCGAAAAGCCUGAAAUUGUGUUCAUGUGUGACCGCAGUGGCAGCAUGGGAGGCAAAGUCCCUGCUCUUGUUGCCGCGCUCAACAUUUUCUUGAAAUCAUUACCACUCGGCGUGAAAUUCAAUAUUUGCAGCUUCGGCAGUAACUUUGACUUUCUAUGGCCAAGGUCUUGCACAUAUAACCAAGACACACUCAGUCAGGCGGUUACGCAUGUCCAGGGUUUCAGCGCCAAUUAUGGCGGCACCGAGAUGUAUCAGCCGAUUGAGGCUGUUUUUGAGCAGCGAUAUAGGGAUAUGAGCCUGGCCGUUUUCCUUUUAACGGAUGGCCAGAUAUUACACCAAGAGCAGCUAUUCAACCUCAUCAAUAUUAAUAUCGGGAAACCUGAUGCUAACGCUCGUAUCUUCACCCUUGGUAUCGGAUCUGGAGCUAGCACAUCAUUAAUAGAAGGAGUUGCUCAAGCGGGGAAAGGCUUCGCGCAGGCUGUCCUCGACGCAGAAAAAAUGGACAAGAAAGUUAUCAGGAUGCUCAAGGCGGCGCUUUUUCCUCAAGUGUCUGACUAUAGCCUUGAGGUAACAUAUGAAGAUACUAGCGCUCCUCCAGAGCACGACUUUGUUGUCGUUGAGAAGGUUAUGGACUCGCCCAAAAGCCCGGCCCUAGAGGAGCAAGAAAAGGUGAAGCCAGUCAUAUCGCUUUACAGUAAGACCCUAGAGAGCGAAGAUUCGAGUGGUGACCGGGGCCCGGCCGCGGCUGACACCAAGUAUGACCAUCUACCACCCAUCGAUGUCCCCGCCUAUAUCCAGACUCCGACGGAGAUUCCUCCUCUUUAUCCCUUCAGCAGAACAACAAUCUACGUUCUUUUGCCAACAUCUCCAACCGAAAGAAAGCCAAAGUCAGUGGUUCUCAAAGGUACAUGUUCGCACGGUCCCCUGGAGGUCGAAUUCCCCAUUGUACAUCUCACCGAGCCAUCUACUACGAUCCACCAGCUGGCCGCCCGUCGAGAGAUGAAAGAGCUUGAGGAAGGUCGUGGCUGGCUAGCAAACGCGAAAAACGCCGAGGGCGAGCUCUUGAGAGCCAAACACGUCGGGCGAUUCUCGGACAUGGUGGAGCGAGAAGCAGUACGCAUCGGGAUCCAGUUCCAGGUUGCAGGCAAAUGGACCUCCUUCGUUGCCGUUGAUGAAGGGACUGAGUGGCCCGUCGUCGUGGACGACGGCUUUCAUGAACCGCGGCAAGCGGGACCGGCUCAGGGCGCUAUGGACCGUCUUCUUGAGAAGCGGCGAGUGCCGACUAUGGGGAUCGAGCGCUCGCGGGAUGAUAGCAGGAGGAGGAGGCGUGAUGCCCGGCUUGAUGCCCGGAAUGAUGUCAAUACACAAAAUUCCAUGAUUGACCGGCUAACACAAAAGUCAGAUGCAGUAGAUGAUGCCUCUAGGAUGAACAGGGAGCGUCUUGCCCGGAUUGAUGGUGGUUCGAUUUUAAGCGAUCAGAAACAAGAGGAGAACCUACACCCACCCACCCCGUUCCAGACCCUUAUCUCCCUACAGCAAUUUUCUGGUAACUGGGAAUGGUCUCAAGAGCUAAAAGCUAUUCUUGGCUUUGAUAUCAAAGAUAACGUUGAGUUAGCUUCCCUCAGUUCUGUAGGCUGUUAUCCAGAUGCGGAGAUAAUCAUAGCGACAGCUUGCGCAGUUACGUUCCUAAAGCAGAAAUUAGCAGCGGAUAAGGAGUUGUGGGAUAUGCUGGCCGAUAAGGCAGAGAUCUGGCUGCGGGAUAAGGUUGGAGAGGACGUCGAGCAGUUGUUCAAGGCCGUGGAGAAAGCUAUGGGAUUCUAG